AUGCACAAGUGCAAUAUCAUCGUUGUUUUUGUUCUCACCUUUUGCGUCUCUUUCGACGCAUUAGUCAAUGCUCAACUACCUGGUGAUUGGCCACCUCCGGGUGCUAUUCCUUCCCCCAAACCCGAAUGGUUAGAUCUUGUAGAUCUGAGUAAAGUGGCUGAUGCUCCGGUAGCAACAUCCGAGUUGGCUAACUGCAACGAUGACCAGUGGUGUACGUGGCAAUGUACUGGGUGCGUUGGGCCAAAUGAUAUUGUACACUGUCCUGAGAGUGGAGAUUGGGGGCUUACAUUUGAUGAUGGUCCUUCAGAGAAUACCCCAAAGCUCUUGGAUGAACUCGACUUGUUGGAUACAAAAGCGACUUUUUUCGUCAUUGGUUCACAGGUGGUUCAAUUUCCUGAUAUAUUGAAAAGAGCCGUAGAUGCUGGUCAUGAAAUUGGUCUUCAUACGUGGACACACCCACAUCUUACCCAACUCACCACAGAGCAAGUUAUCGCAGAACUUAAAUGGACCGAACUAGCAAUCAAGACUGCAGUUGGCGUAACGCCCAAGAUUAUACGACCACCAUUUGGUGAUUACGAUGACAGGAUAAGAGACAUAGCGGCUCAAUUAGGAUAUAGAAUAGUACUCUGGGAUCUAGAUACAGAAGACUAUUUACAACAAGACAACAGCACUUUUGAUCCUACAGAAUUAAGCAACUUGUUUAAAGGCUGGGUUAAACUGAAUACAACAAAUGGACACGUUUCUUUAAACCACGAUCUUUUUCUUCCAGGAAUCAUAGCUACUCCAGAGAGUGUUAACAACAUUAAAGCAGGAGGGUUUACACUCAAACCGGUGUCAGAGUGCAAUGGUCUCCCUCCAUACUUGGAAUCUGAUCCGGUUGGAAACGCAACUACUACUGAUAACAGUACCUAUAAUGCAGGGACCAGCACUACGUCUACAUAUCCGACAAGUGUAGAUGCUGCAGCAACCGAUAUCACUGGAACUGCAUCAGCGGCUGACGGACCAAUUGCCACCGAUCUUUCCCAGUCAAAUAUUUCGGCAGCAACAUCAAUAUAUUUAGUCUACGCUCGAUUAUUGUUAUUAAUAACGUUGGCAGUUAGCUCGGCAAUGCUUGUGCUCUGA
Messenger RNA from Paraglomus brasilianum, 1122 nucleotides. NCBI's taxonomy places the organism in Eukaryota, Fungi, Glomeromycota, Glomeromycetes, Paraglomerales, Paraglomeraceae. The record is from the annotation of a GenBank genome assembly.